Messenger RNA from Protomyces lactucae-debilis, 774 nucleotides. RefSeq lists its product as uncharacterized. The record is from RefSeq and is a predicted model, not a curated record. The coding region runs from base 72 to 734 and encodes 220 amino acids. The transcript has a single exon. NCBI's taxonomy places the organism in Eukaryota, Fungi, Ascomycota, Taphrinomycetes, Taphrinales, Protomycetaceae.
CUGUUCUCGCGGAAGACUUCGCAACUCCACUCGAGACGUCACUUCACUUGGACAAGACACCAGCAGAAGCCAUGUUUCGAAGGUCCCUCUCUGCUACCAGGCAACAUCUUGCUGCUGCGACCAAGCAGACUUCCCGUCAGUCCAGCAAACGAUUUAAUUCAUCGCAUGCCGCGGGAAAAUCCGGUGAUGCCAAGUGGGCUUUGGGUGCCGUUGCUGUCACGGUCCCUGCACUCGCUUACCUGCUUGCUCCACCUGGCAAGAAGGCAGAUGCACACAAGGCUGUACACACUGCACAGGCCAAAGUCGGUCUGAAGACUGAUGAGGAGCGGGAUGCGGCUAUUGAGAAGGUCGGCGAUGAGGUGCAUGGCCCCCAGUCACGCUCCGAUCCUGCCAAGCAUGAGCAGGCCCAGAGCCAAUCCGACCAAGCCAAGACUGAGUCUGGCAAGUCGCAGUCGCAGGCAAAGGAGAAUACUGUGUCGUCGGGCGACAUCAAGGCCAAGCAGUCUGGCAUCUCAAACACCGAAACAAAGCACAAGGUAGAUACUGUCACAAAGGAUGGCGAGAACCCGUCUGCCAAGUCGCAGGAGACCAUCGACCCCACAAAGCCUCGCGGCCAAGAAAAGAAGGGUCCUUCCAAGCCUGCACCCAAAGCUGAGGAAGAGGAGGACGACGAUGAGGAAGAAGAUGAUGAAGAGGAUGACGAUGAAGAGGAUGAGGAGGAAGAGAAGAAGUAGUUGUAGCACUGCAUUGCAUCCACAUGUAGACUACCAAAAU